Messenger RNA from Darwinula stevensoni, 727 nucleotides. NCBI's taxonomy places the organism in Eukaryota, Metazoa, Arthropoda, Ostracoda, Podocopida, Darwinulidae. The record is from the annotation of a GenBank genome assembly.
AAUGCGGCUUGACGACCACAUCCGUCAUUGCUUACUUCUCCCGUUCGAUAAGGGACACAAGACGAACGACUCGAAAGAGCAAGGAAAAGUUAUGAAUGGGAAGAAAGUGUUGGUGAUAGGGGGUGGAGGAAGGGAACAUGCCCUCUGCUGGAAGUUGGCACAGUCUCCUUGUGUUGACACAAUCUUUGCUUCCCCUGGGAAUGGAGGAACUUACAUCACUCGAAGAACCUCCAAUGUCAUAGUGAACCUCAAAUCUCAUCCAGUCAGUUCUCCUUUCACUCCCUCAUAUACUGCUUUCUUUCAUUCUGUGAUGAACCUCAAGUAUUGUUUGCCAAAUCACUCCUUACUUUCAUUUGCAUUGGUGGUGAAGGCAAGUGGACUUGCAGGAGGGAAGGGUGUGAUAGUGGCAGAGGAAAAGGAGGGUGCAUGCAAGGCUGUUGAUGACAUCACACAGGAGUUUGGUGAUGCCGGUCGAGUGAUCAUCAUCGAAGAAUGUCUUGAAGGCCAGGAAGUCUCGGUGAUGGCUUUUAGCGAUGGGAAGGAGCUGAAGAUGAUGCCAGGGGUUGGGGACCACAAACGCUUGUGUGAUGGAGACAAAGGCCCCAAUACAGGGGGAAUGGGGGCAUAUUGCCCAUCCCCAUUCCUUACCCCUGAAAUUCUUAGAAGGAUUCAUCAUGAGAUCCUGGAGAAAACCAUCUUGGCGUUACAGGAUGAAGGCAUUCCUUUC